CCGAGCCCUGCGGCAGAGGCUGCGAGACAUGGACGUGAAGAUGCGGAGCUGUGAGAGGAGGAUGAGGAGACGGAGUCAGCGCGAAGAGCAUCACACGGCUCAUUUUAGGCCGCCCAAAGGUAGGGGAGCGGGACACCCUGCACAUCCAUCCAUCCAUCCGUCCACCCAUCCAGAUGUGAGCUCAGUAAUGAUUAUACUGCUGCAUCCAGCCCCGUGUGCUAGUCUGAGAAAUUCGUCCAGUCUCCCAUGAAGAGUAUGGUAAAAGAUGGCUCGCACGUUUUGUCCCAGCAAACCUGAUUCAGGUGUCCUCGAAUGCUGGUUGGUGUAACAUGAACCUGCUGAUCUGCUGGGCUCUUCCUGCACAGCCACCUGUGGAGUUCAGCAAAGACAGAAUAUCCAUUGAGCCGCAGUUCUCCAGGUGAAAAGGUGUAGUUGAUGUCAGAGCAAAUCAGAGCUCGUUACAACCAAGGUAUGCAGAAGAGCGGGGCCGAGCACGCAGCACAUCGAACAGAUGUGCUACAGCAGCAGAAGAGCAGGAAGCCACUGCUCACACAGGCUCAGCGAAACUGGAGAAGAGUGGAAACACUGCCAGGACCUGAUGACCAUCAGCCCCUGGCACUCCCUCCUCUGGCUCUUUCUGAAGGCAAACCCUUUCAUCCAGUUUCAAAGAAUCCAACAUUAUUUUCAUCAGUGUUGAUCUGUGACCGUGUGACAAAGAGAAAAGGUCCACAUCCUAAGCAGGAGGAAGCCAAGAUGUUGACACUGGUGAAGCAGGAAAAAGAGGAGAGAGAUGACUGCAACUUGGACCUGAAGGUGGAGGUUAACAUAAGGGCGGAGUGUGGCCUCUCUGCAGCUUUGGAGCCCAGCGAGGAAAGCCCCCCUGCUGACACUGUUCUCGACACCAGCGUCAGCAGCCUCACAUCCUCCACUUCACAGCUGUCCUCCUCUCCUGCUGAUGCCACGGUGGACCUGACCUGCAGGCCUCGAGCAAAACGUAAGGCUGCUAAGCCCGUAGGUAACAGCGAGGGGGUCCCGGCCUCCGAAGCGGCUCGCAGGGACCCUUCGGGAAGCCUACCUGAUAUGGCUCUGAAGCCAGAGGUCCAGACAGAUGAGUUCGCAGAAGAUGACCUUCAUCCCUCUCAGCUGUCAGCCACUAUAGCCUCUGAUGAGUCGAGCUGCGACCGCCUCAACAGCCUGGGCCUGGAUCUGGCCUGGAUGCAGGAGCGUGUCAGUCAUCUGGGAGCAGCCUAUGCAGUAGCACAGCUGGGUUUGGGGAACACGGACAGCGGGCACCCUUCUGCCUCCUUCCCCUCACAGGGAGGUGGAGACAGUCUCGACGGCCCCCCGACUAUGCUUUUUACAGGCGGCGCUCACGAGAUGGCUGCUUUUGCUGCCUCCUUCGACAUGGCUGCUGCUGCCGCCGCCGCUGUAGUAGCUGCACCCCCUCCACCUCCGCCCCCUCCCCCUCCUCCGACAGCUCCCACUGGCACUGCCAGCAGCCAGAGGCGGCCUUACAGGAGCAGCACCGCCGCCGCAAAAGAGCCGGUGGCGUGCGCUGUGUGCGGACGCGUGUUCCCCAGCACGGCCGGCUUGGAGCUGCACCAGCGGGUGCACACCGGGGAAAGACCUUACACUUGCCCUCACUGUGGGAAGGGUUUCGCCCAGCCCAACAACUUGCGGGUUCACCUCCUCAUCCACACCGGUGAGAGGCGUUAUCGAUGCACACUGUGCGGGAAGAGUUUCAUCUCAUCGAGCCAUCUGAAGAGGCACCGCACGGUUCACACGCAGGAGAAACCCUACAGCUGCUCGCGCUGCGGCCAGUCCUUCAGCCAGAUGUGUAGCGUCCGCAGACACCGGCAACAGUCUCAGUGCGGCCUGUAGCAUGAACACUGUAGCAGCAUCUGAUACACUCUGGACUCUGAAUGGUGAACAUUUAAAGAUGGUAGCUUGAGCGAAGAUGAGGUGAUGUCAUGAUGACGUUCAGAGUAAAUGUUUGUAAAUGUUUGUCCUAAAUCAGUUAUACGGUUGGUCUACCCCAAACUGUCUUCAUAUUGGUGGUUUGACAGUGAGACGAGGUCACACAGGUGAGUUUGUGAUAGACUAACUCUGAGACUAACCAUAAACUCUGAGAACUCAUUCGAGUGAGCUGUGAAGAAAAGCCCUCGUUAAUAAAACUGCGAUGUCGAGAGCAAAUAAAAGGGCAGAACCUCUAUUUUAAUCUCGUGGCCCAAGGAGCAUGAAUGUGUACCAGUGUGGCUCAUGCUUUUAUCAUUAUCAAACAUCAGUGUUCAUGACUAGAUGAAGCUGGAAGCUGACAGUGCAGUGUCGUGGCAGCGACACAGCUGCUGAUUCCAGCAUGUUGUAUUUCAUGCUGUCAGCAGCUGUAAGUAGCAAUGACAACAGAAAGUCUGACUUUUGCUGCGCAGACUGUAGGCUCUCCACCUAACUGUUGUUACCUGGUGCUAUAUACAUAAAGUAGUGAUGGCAAACAGCAUCUGCACAUCUGUUGAAGGUGAUCACUCUAUUUAGAAGAGUGGACUUUAUUCUAUUAAAUGUUGGUUGAUAAAGUAUAGGGAACUGGUUUGCAAACACAGAGCACUUUCUUUAGUUUAACUGUCUAACAUCAGAACAUCGGUCAUUAAUGGGACUCUAAAUAUGCCAAAUUCAUGUCUGAAUGUAUUAUUAACAUAAUGAACGUUAGUAAAUCCUCCACACUACAUGUGCUACAUGUGGCACAGUAACAGUACCUUAGUUAUGUCUCAAGAACCAAGAAGGGAAAUCCCAGAACGUUGUCUGUGUUUAAACGUUAUGAUGCAUUCUCAAUCAUCCA
Messenger RNA from Oreochromis aureus, 2830 nucleotides. RefSeq names its product zinc finger protein 16-like. Gene Ontology annotation, cellular component: nucleus. The transcript has 5 exons. Lineage: Eukaryota; Metazoa; Chordata; Actinopteri; Cichliformes; Cichlidae. The coding region runs from base 436 to 1881 and encodes 481 amino acids. The record is from RefSeq and is a predicted model, not a curated record.